Molecule: messenger RNA, 3296 nt
Organism: Pectinophora gossypiella (pink bollworm)
Lineage: Eukaryota; Metazoa; Arthropoda; Insecta; Lepidoptera; Gelechiidae
Product: zinc finger protein 845-like
Exons: 3
Coding region: 185-2308 (707 amino acids)
Source: RefSeq, a predicted model, not a curated record
UCGACAAAAACGGUAUAGUUGCCAGCCAGGGCCGGGAGUGCCGCACUAAAAUAAAAAAAAGAACAUCUUCAAUCGUCGUACAAAACAAAAAAUAAAUUGAUUUUUCGCCGAAUGUGUGAAUAUGAAUUUGGAAAGAAUAUUUCAAAAUAAGAUAUUUCAUUGAAAACUCAAUAAUUUAGAAACAAUGUCGGAACUACCAGCUACGUCGCAGGCUUCUGAGCAGGAGGAGGACUCUCAAGAAAUGAUGAACGUGUUUGACUGCGUCUGGGUGAAAGUUGAGGAGCUGGAUGUAAAUGAGAAGGACAGUGUUCCUUUCCUGCCUACUGCUGAUGAAAACCCAAUGGAGAAACCGUUGUCGAAAUAUAAGAAACGCAAGGUACAUAAAUGUGACCAAUGCGACUACACAACUGCACACAAGCCGCUGCUAAAGAUACAUAUCUAUAGCCACAGUGACACCGAUUUUUCCUGUCAACAUUGCAAUUACAAGAGCAAGUGGCCUAUGUCUAUUAAGCGACACAUUUCAAUAGUACACGAAGGCAGGACCCUUAGAAAACCUAAGCCCGGAAAUUUCUCAUGCGAUUUAUGCAGUUAUACUACAAAUUAUAAGUGGAAUUUGAGCUCUCAUAAAAGGAAACAUAAGUUGGAAAAACAGUACAAGUGCCGUCACUGCCAUUACGAAUCUGCGUAUAGGCAUAAUUAUUUAAAACACUGCAAGACACACGAUGAUAAGGCAGCGUUUGAAUCCGAAGUGUUUAGUUGUGAUAAAUGCCCUUUCCAGACGAAAUAUAAAGGGCAUAUUCAAAGACAUUUGGCCAAAAUCCACAACGAAGUCUUAGAGGGAGCUAGAUACACAUGCCAACUAUGUGGUUUUAAAACAGACGACAACUGGAGGCUGAAAAUGCAUCAAGAACGAAGUCAAACCCGAAAAGUGAUAAAGUGCGCCUUAUGUGAAUUCAAAUCCUUUUACAAGUGUGAAUCUAAAAGGCACGAUAUGUUACAUUUUCAAAAUAUCGCGUGCGAUGAAUCGGUCAAUGUGUAUCAACAAAGUUCAUCGGCGAAUGUGGCGGGGAAAUCUGUUGAGAAUUCUGUUGGAGCGGUCGAAGAAUCUGCAAAUGAAAAUUCCGUUGGAAACGUCGAGAAAUCUGCUGAUACGGGUAAUGUGAGUGACGCUUAUUUUAGAUGUCAACAUUGUAUAUUUGAAACCUUGUAUGAAGGGAUCAUGGAACGACAUUUGGCGCGGAUGCAUAAAGAAAUAGUUACACAUGAGUACUCGUGUCCUAAAUGCAUAUUUUCGACCAAAGAAAAGUUCCGUUUAACGGCGCAUCUACAGAACAGUAAAAGCGAUCAACUCCUGCAUUGCAAUUUAUGUAAUUUUGAGACGUUUUUCAAAUGUGAAAACAGAAAACAUAAACAGUCACACUUCAACGAGGUUUACGGCAACGGACGGAGCAUUGACUGCAGUGGUCUCAACGAACAAGUCGAUACAAUGAUAAAAGAGAGUCAGAAUCCCGAAAACUCAACACACUUAACAGAAGUUGGCGAGAAAUCCGUUGAAUCAGUCGGCUCUGUUGAUAAUUUCAAUACGGAUGUCAUGGAUGCGUCUAAAAGGUUUCCAGAAUACCAGGUCGAUCCUGAAUGUGUAGAAUGGAACACAAUUCAAGUGCUCGAAACUCCAGGGAAGGAGAAACCGUUUCAGUGUAACUUUUGCCUGUACUCUUCAAAAUUCAAAGCGUCAGUGCAGAGGCACUUUCAGAGGCUCCACGCGGGGAACCAAAACAGACCUUAUAAAUGCUGCAAUUGCGACUUCAAGACUAAAACUAAAGAGCAAAUAGCGUUACAUAACAAAAGAAGCCAAUCACUAGUGCAGAUAAAUUGCAAAGCGUGUGAUUUCAAUACCUACUUCAAGUGCGCUUUUAAUUACCAUCAAAAACAGCACCACACCUUCAAAUGCACUAUCUGCAGUUACUCAUGCAAACAGAAGUACGAUUUGACGAAACAUUUUGCCAAUUACCACAUGGGGAACGGCUUAAAGUGCCAGUUUUGUGACUUCACAGCGGUUAGAAAGGAGAGCAUUUUAAACCACGAAGCGAUGCACACAGGCGUGAAGCCUUUUAAGUGUAAGUUAUGCAGUUAUUCGUCAGUGAGGAAAACGUUGUUGAUGAAUCAUUACAGACGGCAACAUCGUGAUAAAAUUAAGAGUAUAAAUGGAGAAGUAAAUGAAACUCACAGUGAAUCGGUCAACACAUCUGUAGAGGACGAAAAUUCUGCAGGAAGUGAUGUAGAACUUGUGCAAUAUGAUGAUGCUUGAGUUUUGUACUUGAAUCAUAGAUUUACUACCGUAGAUUGAACAUCAUCAUCAUCAUCAUCAGCCGUACGACGCCCACUGCUGGGCAUAGGCCUCCCCCAAGGAUCUCCACGACGAUCGGUCCCGUGCUGCCCGCAUCCAACGGCUUCCCGCGACCUUCACCAGAUCGUCGGUCCACCUUGUAGCGGGCCUACCCACUGAGCGUCGUCCGACACGUGGUCGCCAUUCCAGAACCCUUCCGCCCCAGCGGCCAUCGGUUCUCCUCGCUAUGUGUCCUGCCCACUGCCACUUCAGCUUUGCAAUUCUCCGAGCUAGAUUAAAGAUUAGAGCGUAGAUUGAACAUCAGCGCUCAAAAAGUGGGGCGCAGUUACUGUUAAUAUAGCGACGUUGACAGUACUUUACCUCAGUAAGCGAUUAGGCGCCGAACUGGCAACACGGGGAAGGGACACGGAGUCAAUGGUGCUAAUUUCUGUAAACACCAUCUAAUUUUAUUUUAAGUUAUAUCUGUCACUUUCUUAUCCGCCGAAAACGAAAGGGACGGGUAAUCGACAAGCAUAAAAUUUAUGGAACACACGUCAAUUUUAAGCACAAAUCUAAAACAACCCUAUAAAAAUUUUGCAUUGGCUAAUAACCCGACAGAAUUAAGUUGACAACACACGUCGAAUGGUUUGCAUACCAGCGAUAUACCUUUUUGAUUCGCCAAGGUUAUUCAUUCAUUUACUCAAUCUUCGUAAAAUUAAGAGCUGUCAAUCAUUCGUCUCUUUCCUUUUCGGUGGGUAAGAAAAUGACAGGUAUAACUUAAAGUAAAAUUAGGAGGUGUUUGCAGGAAUCGGGGCCAAUGUCUAUCCCCGUAGAUGAGAAGUGUUUCGGUCGGUUUAGCCUUCUUUUAUUAUUUGAUUAAAUUGUGUUGCCAUAAUAAUUACUUGCAUGUUAUAUAGUAGUAGGUUUUGAUCUACUUGAGUAGAAUAUAAAUAAAUGAUAUAUUUGCCUA